Metarhizium album ARSEF 1941 is the source of this 2736-nucleotide messenger RNA. RefSeq lists its product as uncharacterized. The transcript has a single exon. Lineage: Eukaryota; Fungi; Ascomycota; Sordariomycetes; Hypocreales; Clavicipitaceae. The record is from RefSeq and is a predicted model, not a curated record. The coding region runs from base 1 to 2736 and encodes 911 amino acids.
AUGGAGUCUGUGGAUCGCAGACUCUGUUGGAACAACAAGCCUCGCCAUGAGUGCAUUCAGACUGCCAUGAAGUCGGCCUUUGCCCACCUCACCGGUGGCCCCACCGGAUCCCCGGCCCCCAAGUACAUCAAGCAUGACGUCAAGUCGCGGUCCGAUGAGCUCGCUGGCGUACGCCCCGGGAGGAACAUUGAAGAUGUCGAGCGCGAGGCGAUUGAUCACUUGUUCACCGGCGGCAAAAAGAACCGCUCACAGCCUUCGGGACACUGGUCAUCGCGUCUCAGCGGCUACCUACAUGGCAGGCGGCAGACUUCAAUCGGCGUCACUCCUGAGUCUGUCUGGCAUGCGACCACAUCAACCGGAGAGCACCCAGAAACCACCACCGCCGCAUCCAAGUCCCAUACGCGAUCCGCGUCACAGGCAUCCGAGCUGAAAGGGUACAGCCCUGACGAAUUCGAUGACCCAAAUCCCCCACGGAAACCCUUCUCCAAGAAGUACAGUGAUCUCGACAAGUAUACAGCUGUGACUUGGAAUGAGCCUGAUGGCCUGCAAAAGCCCAACUCGGAAGAAAAGUCCAAACAGUACAAGGACUUGGACAAGUACGCCUCGCCCGAUACUUCGAAAGAAACCGCUCCCGCCGCAGCGUCUGAGCAGAAAUACGAUGACCUGAAAAAGUACAAGCCUGUGGAAUGGAACGAGCCAGCUGGCCUUCCUAAACAGUCUCCAGAGGAGUUGUCCAAGAACUAUAAUGAUUUACACAAGUAUGGCCCCGUUACUUGGAAUGAGCCUGAUGGACUGCGCGAUCUCACCACCGAGGAACUCUCCAAGAGAUAUGAUGAUCUCAACCAGUACCGCCCUGUGACAUGGAAUGAACCUGAUGGCCUGCGAAAACCUACUCCCGAAGAACAGUCCAAGAAAUAUGAUGAUCUAGACUCUUACAAGACUGGUUUUGUAGCUCCUGAUGCCGCCCUCAAGGCCCACCAGGUGAAGCAGCAAGACCCAACCUCUAAAGCGGAACCAGUCCCCGCCAAAGUGGCAGUCCCUGCGGAGGACCCUGCCAAAGAAUACAGUGAUUUGCAUAAAUAUGGACCCGUAAAGUGGAACGAGCCUGAUGGUCUUCGAAAACCGACGCCAGAAGAGUUGUCCAAGAACUACAAGGAUUUGCACAAGUACUCUCAGUAUCCUAAUGCCGGACCCGCAACUCCACGGAUGCACCCUGAACAGGCUUCAAAACAAUAUAGUGACUUGGCAAAGUAUGAUUCGUUCCCCAACGAUGGCGUUACGACGGAGCGUGUUCAUCCCGAGCUGGUUUCCAAGCAGUACGAGGACCUACCAACGUACGUCUCGGCUGGCCACGAGCAGUCUGAUAAAAUAAAGCAUGCUCACCCCGAGGAGCUCACCAAGAACUACGCAGACCUGGACAAGUACAAACCUCAAUCAUUCGAUUCGCCAUCCAUUUCCUACCCGACACAUCCUGAGGAAGCCUCCAAGGCUUACUCCGACUUGAAGUCAUACAAGCCGAUCGAGCACAAUGAACCAAAUGGUCAGCCAAGUGAGAAACUCGAUCCCACAGCAAGCAGCCUCAGCGCUUAUGACAGUUCAGGGGAGUCCUAUUUUGAACCAAGGACCGCAGAUGAGAUUCGUGGUGAUGUCCUCCGAAGGGCAUACCGAAACCGCAAACACACGAUGCUCCAACGAGCCAAAUUUCAGCAGGAGAAAUCCCGAGACUCCAGUGGCAAAGACACAGAGGAGACUACUGGUCGUCCCGGGCGGAAAGCCGACGGUGCCAAAAUGACGGGAAAUUAUGCCAAGGACUUCCCGGAUGAAUUCGCCACCUCUUGGAAUACAUCGAACUCGUGGUCGAAAACGACUUUGUUCCCAAAGAACCUAGCCGCCAAGACGCAGACUAGCAAAGCUGCAGGAGCUAGCGUUUAUGGCUCUGAAAAGGAGGAGGCUGAAGUGUCGUCUCUGGAUGAAAGCUUUCCAAUUGAGUCGGCAAAGCUACAACCGGCGCUGGAUAGGAACACCAUCAAGCGAGCUACGCCAACGGCGACGUCUCCUCUAGAGAAAAUGAAGGCAGAAGAGGAUCCCUACUCGAGGGCUCCUCAAGGUUUGGAGACUAGCUGGGACGAAGAGUGUGGUAGCAAAGCCACUGGGCCAACAUUUGUGCGACACCACAAAGGCAAGGCAAAUAAGACUCAGUUUGCUGCAACAGAAACGGGUACCGAGAGGCCGCCUGUUAUGUACAAGUCGCUUGCGUUCGACCCUGUCAGUCAGACCAUGAGCAUUGCCGAAACGUCGUCUGGCGUCAUUGAGACUGCGAGCCCUGCUACGCCCGCAGAAAUUUUGCUCCGGGUCUCGAACGCGUCCAAGUUUUUUCCCUACUUCAGCGCGCUGCGGGCAGAAGGCUAUGAAAUGGCAUCAGGUGGCGGCGAUGUCCUCGUAUUCCGCAAGGUUCGGCCAGGGCCGUCAUUUGCGGAAAACCAGGGCGCUACCGUUAACCCUAUCGACAUGAUGGGCCGGUCGGCCGCAAGCAGCUUUGCCAGCCCAACUGGUUUUGUCAACUACGAGUCGCCUCAGUACCGCCCCGCGACGGCCGGACAAGGACCGGAACUCAAGAUUGCAAAGAAGAGAAGCCUUGGCCGCAAGGUGGUGAUUGGCACCGCCUGGGUGGCGGGCACAGCCUAUGCUGUCAGCGUCAUGGGAGAGUAUUUUUCCACCGGUGGCAAGGUAUUCUAG